Molecule: messenger RNA, 3193 nt
Organism: Penicillium subrubescens
Lineage: Eukaryota; Fungi; Ascomycota; Eurotiomycetes; Eurotiales; Aspergillaceae
Product: Zn(II)2Cys6 transcription factor domain-containing protein
Exons: 2
Coding region: 1-2364 (787 amino acids)
Biological process (GO): regulation of DNA-templated transcription
Molecular function (GO): DNA-binding transcription factor activity, RNA polymerase II-specific; zinc ion binding
Source: RefSeq, a predicted model, not a curated record
AUGUCAAAUGUCGAUAUAUCAAGUGAUGGCCUCAUCGUCGAUUACGACUCCAGAGGUUAUCUCCCGCAAUCAUGGCCCGUAGCGGUCGACCAGAACCCCUCGCGCCCGGAAGACGCCCAUGAUCUGUCGCCGCUUCAAACCAGCGGUCACCCCCUGGAACAGUCGGUGGCCCAGGAUCCCAACCUGAUGGUCGACUGGCACUACCACCACCAACUUCAACAGACCCCUCACCAUCACCCACAAUUAUCAUAUUCACCCGAGGAUCCAUCGUCAGCGCCCCAGUUCACGGCCGCCAGCUAUGGAAUGGCCAUUCAGUCGUCGCCGGUGGAUCUCAUGUCCGCCGGUCCGCAAGGUCAAAUGAGUGCUGGUCUGCUCGAUUCCUAUCAUCUUCCACUGUCCGCCCCCGUCGACAUGGUGCCUUUUACCUAUCACGAUUUCCAGGCCGAUCUGAUGACUUUCAACGGAUUGCCGGAUGUUUCAUAUGCCGCCCCGCACCCCAUCUUGGAGAGCAGUUCCCCGACGGACACCUAUCUCGAGGUCCGUUCGUUAUCCAGUAGCGACAAUGGAUGGAGCACCGUGGACCACCGCCGCUCGCUGGAUUUCGGUUUCCCAGAGCAGGGCAUUUUUGUCAACCCCACUCAGACAUUGCACGAUCGGAGUCUUUCAGAAUCGUCUUACUCGACUUCUUACAACAGCUUCGUCGAUAUCGCCAAUCCCAUCAGUUCCCCCGGUUCUGACGGCCACAUGGACUUCCCGUACAACAACCAUAGCGCUGCUCUCAGCCUGGCCACUUCCCCGACAAGUACCUCCAUGGUCCACCGUGUGACCGAGGAGCAAUCGUCGCCCGUCUCUGGUUCUGGUUCUGGUUCUGGUUCUGGUUCUGGUUCUGGUUCUCGCUCCCCGUCAGCGGUCAGCCCCAGUGCGAUGGUCCGCCCAAUUCCUGUUCCUAUUAAGAAGUCAACCUCACCCACUCGCUCAUCGGGUUCGCACUCAUCUGCUUCGCCCCCCAGCAGGAAACCAUCUCGUAAGAGUCCCAUUGCCGCCAAGACAGCCGAGACCAAGAUCCGCAAGCAAUCUCAAACCGGCAAGCCCGAGACGACUGAGAAGCGGGUCGGCAAGCGUAAGGGUCCUCUCAAGCCCGACCAGCGUAAGCAAGCCAGUGAGAUCCGGAAGCUGCGUGCCUGUCUGCGUUGCAAGUUCCUGAAGAAGACCUGUGACAAGGGUGAGCCUUGUGCGGGCUGCCAGCCGUCGCAUGCCCGUCUGUGGCAGGUUCCCUGCACACGCAUUGAUAUUAAAGAGAUUGGCUAUUUCAUGAAGGACUGGAAGGCGGAUUACGAACGACACAUUUCGAUGGGAUUCUCGGUCGGCAACAUCAAGGGAUUCUCCGAUCAAGAACGCACCCUGUAUAUCACUCACGGAUAUGGCCAGAUCUUGCCGAUUGCCGCACGGGAGGUCUUCGUCCGGGAUGAGCAGUGCUUCACCGUCGACUGGGUCGAGUCGAUCCACCGCGAGCCGACACCAUACGAGGUCGAGACCGCGAAGCUCUCUGCCGGUAUGGAGGGUAUCUCCCACGCCAUGCUGUCGGACUACCUGGACCGCCACAUCGAUGGCAACGGCACCUUUGAGAAGUUCGUUGACGACUACUUCGAGGGAACCCCGUUCCUGACCCAGAUGUUGAAGACCGCUUUCCGCUACUACUACCGCACCAAGCUGCCCGUCAUCCGCAAGGCCCUCAAGCUGAUCAUCGCCUACAACUUGACCCUGCACGUCACUAUGGUCGAGGGACUGGGUGAUGAAGAUGGAUUCCUCGGUCGGAUUAACGAGCCGAGCUCCAAGUUCAGCGGCAAGACCAUGGCCCCCGUCAUGAUCAACUUCCAGAUCAAGUGCGCCAUGGCCAGCAUGUGGCGCGAGCUGCAAAAGGAUGUCUUGGAGGAGCUGUCGGCCUUGUACUCCAGUGUGUACAGUGGUGAUAAGUUGAAGAACUGGCCCACCAUCUUCGUGCUAGCUUCGAUUCUCUUGGCUGUCUGGGAGGAGAUGCAGUUUGAUUGCCACUACCGCACACCCGAUCAGGCUGCCGUGGAUAAGUUCUGCACUGACAUGGAGACCACCCCGGUCGGUGUCAUUGUCGGACUCUUCCAGGCUAUUUCCCAGAAGCUGCCUCCCUUCACCGAGUGGGACUCGCAGAAGCACCACCACCUUCUAUACUCCAACCCUGAUGUUUGCAACACGAUGACCGAGGUCCGCCAACAUGUCGAGCAACACGAGAGCUACCUCCGUGGCCGCACCGGCACCCAAUUCGACCGCGGCGACUUCGACUGCCUGUCGAAUAAAUUCGUGUCUCGCCUGGUCAUCCGUGCCAACUAAACACCCUUUUCCAAACGAACGACGCGCAUGCACAUGAUGAGCGAACGAUCAAUGCAUUCUUUUUUAACUCUCACGACUACUGCUUUACUUUGCCAACCAGCGAGAUCUCAGUCCCAGCGAUUUAUUCUGUUUUUACACGCAACCAACGACCUGGAUGACUCAAGACACCCUCCCUCUCCCAAAUUACGCUAGUCGUGAUCGAUGCGCCAGCGCGUCUUCCCUUACGCUCCUUAUAACGAAUUAUCACGAUCGCAUGAUCUGAUCUUGUUUUUAUUCCACCGCUCCUAGAGAGUCGGUUGCUUCUCAGCCUCUGUGUUUUCCCCCGUGUUUUUAUUUCUUUUGCAUCGUGGUUCCUGGGAACUACUCCUUCCUUCCUAUUAUCUCUCUUUCUGUCUCGAGUUAUCUUGUGUGCUUUCUUUGUGCUAUUUUAUUUACUCUGUCUAUUGACUGUUGUCUAUUGUGGUAUACCUUUCUCGCAUAGCUUCCAGCGAUGAACGAGGAUCACGAACGUUAUGAACCGUGUACGGCCGACUGUGUGUUGCGCUUGUUUUUGUUAUUAUUGUGUUUUGUGGCCGUGGGGUCUUGUCUAUCCUGUUCUGGUAGUUCUCCGUGAUGUGAUGUUGCGAGGAACUACUUUGGAUGGAAUGGCAGGCUCUGUCCAUGCUGAGCCACAGAUAAUCCGAAUUCGUGUUGAGGUUUUUGGUUUUUUUUUUUUUUUUUUUAGGAGUGGUGAGGAAAAUGGCGUCGAAGGGUUGAAUUUCCCCGUCUUUACGCCUGUGGGAUCGUGUCUAUAUAUCGAUAUCUUUUAUUUUAUAUCCUUCUUCUGUCC